Molecule: messenger RNA, 810 nt
Organism: Acanthoscelides obtectus
Lineage: Eukaryota; Metazoa; Arthropoda; Insecta; Coleoptera; Chrysomelidae
Source: the annotation of a GenBank genome assembly
AGAUGCCCCAGCCUCUUCUUCAUAACUGAUCCAAUGCCAACCAAUGGGCAGUGACCACACACGAUGACUCUCGCAGCUUAGAAAUAGGCACAGUCUGCCAUGCCUGGCACGUAUAUCAGCAUUGUGUACAACUAUAAUGGCUCACAUUCGAUCAUUGUGAAAAGAAGACUAUAGAUGUGCUGACAGAUCAAAUGCAAUUCAUAACGAAAGCUUCCUUCAAUUUUUAUCCAACAUGGCAACUUUUUUGGUCCCGACUGAUGUAUAAACCUACACAAGAGGAAUUGCUAAUCAUUUACUAAUAUGGACUGGUGCGGAAAAAUGUAACGUAGGUGUAUUUCUGAAGGUUAGAACAAACGCCGAAAGCUGCUUUCUACAAGUUUCGUUUCCAAGAAUUAACUAUCUAGUGACCUGGAACGAAUGCUCCAUGUGAUACUGACAUCUGACAGAUUUGCAUACAGAGUACACGUAAGAUCACAAUUCUCAUACAGGCGCCCGCACAAUUUUUCUUCGGAGGGGGCGAUCAUCGGCAAGACAUACAUUUUUCCGAAAGCUUACCUGACCCCAAAACUUGUUGAAGAACAGAGGAAAGCAAAUUUUCCCAGGGGGAAACAUAAUUACAGCACACAUUGAUGAUUUUCAAGAUGUUAUACAUUGAAAUAGUUGGUCUAGCUUUUUGAGGAUCUUGCCUGAGAAACGGAAAUCUUUAUAGAAUAGGCUUUGUACGUUGCUCUUGAACCCAUUCAUAGUGUUUACUGUGAAAAAGCCUUAUUAGGUAGUAUAGACACAGUGUGAUUGUUUUAAGAUUACAAA